Molecule: messenger RNA, 204 nt
Organism: Heterostelium album PN500
Lineage: Eukaryota; Evosea; Eumycetozoa; Acytosteliales; Acytosteliaceae
Exons: 2
Coding region: 1-204 (67 amino acids)
Source: RefSeq, a predicted model, not a curated record
AUGUUAAUUAAUGCUAUUUCAUCUUUGUUCGGAGCUUCUAACUCCUCUGUUACCAAUACAAUCAAAUCAAGUGGUACUGGUGCAAUGGUAUCUCAAGGAACCAAUCAUCUUUCAUUAGUUAGUACAAACAUUCAACAUGCUACUCAAAUUAAUGCUGCUGGUACCAAUACCAACGUAGCCGGUGCUCACCAAAUAGAUGUUUAA